Tetrapisispora phaffii CBS 4417 is the source of this 1104-nucleotide messenger RNA. It is a transcript of the gene RAD14, whose product is annotated as DNA repair protein RAD14. The record is from RefSeq and is a predicted model, not a curated record. Gene Ontology annotation, cellular component: nucleotide-excision repair factor 1 complex. The coding region runs from base 1 to 1104 and encodes 367 amino acids. Gene Ontology annotation, molecular function: damaged DNA binding. The transcript has a single exon. Gene Ontology annotation, biological process: nucleotide-excision repair, DNA damage recognition; base-excision repair; UV-damage excision repair. NCBI's taxonomy places the organism in Eukaryota, Fungi, Ascomycota, Saccharomycetes, Saccharomycetales, Saccharomycetaceae.
AUGACUCCUGAACAAAAAGCAAAGAUUGAAGCUAAUAGAAUCAAAGCGUUGGAAAGAUUAAAAAGUAGAGGAAUACUGAAAGCUUCACAAGAGCAACAGAUUUCAAGAAGAAUCGCACCAACUGUUAUAGAAAUUAACGCUGGAAAUAAUACAACCAAUAGUGAUCUUACACCGAGGCCUCUUCCCUCUGUCAUAGAGGUGAACAGCUCGGAUGUACGAAACAUAGAUUUGUCAACCUCAAACGUUAGUUCACCGAUUGCAAAUAAUGAUAAACCCCAGAAUGCACAGAAGGAUCCGUUAAGUAGAAUAAGACCAAGUAUCAGAACUCAAGAUUACAUAGAAUAUGAUUUUGCUAAAGUGCGAAAUUCAAAUGGUGGAUUUAUUAACAUAGAAGAUAGAGCAAGUGGAUUCGACGCUGAUGAUUUUGAUUAUUACGGAGAAGAUUCAAAUGGACCUACUAAACACAAGUCAUUGGAAGAUUGGAAAAGAGAACAACAAGAGAGAAAAUAUAUUUAUGAAAAUGCACCUCCGCCUGAGCACAUUUCCCAAGCGCCAAAAUGUAUAGAAUGUAAAAUUAAUAUUGAAAUGGACCCAGUGUUAAAUGAUGUGUUCAAAUUACAAGUAUGUAAAAAAUGUGCAAAGGAUAUACCUGAAAAAUAUGCUCUACUGACUAAAACAGAAUGUAAAGAGGAUUAUUUAUUAACAGAUCCUGAAUUGAAUGACAUAGGGUUAUUUCACAGGCUGGAAAAACCAAAUCCACAUUCAGGAACAUUUGCUAGAAUGCAAUUGUUUGUGAGAUGUGAAAUUGAAAAGUUUGCCUUUGAAAAAUGGGAAGGAGAAGAAGGAUUAGAUAAUGAAUGGAAACGACGUGAAGAAGGGAAGGUAUCAAGACGUGAAAAAAAAUAUCAAGAGAAAAUGAAACAAAUGAGGUUAAAGACAAGGGCACAGGAAUAUACCAAUCGUUUAAAAGAGAAAAAAUAUGGUAAAACACAUGUUCAUAACUUUAGCAACCCAAUUGAUGGUGGAGAAGAUGAAGACGGGAAUGCAUUACAACGCAGACGAUGUAUGGAAUGUGGAUUACAAACAGAUGAAGUUGUUUUAUAG